This is a messenger RNA of Pantherophis guttatus, 930 nucleotides long. It is a transcript of the gene C2H3orf62, whose product is annotated as chromosome 2 C3orf62 homolog. The record is from RefSeq and is a predicted model, not a curated record. Lineage: Eukaryota; Metazoa; Chordata; Lepidosauria; Squamata; Colubridae.
CAGUUGAAACCUUCCACAGGGAGAGGAGGGGCACCAAGCUCUUAGCUGGGGAGCUUUCAAUUCAGCCUAUGACUUUCUUGCUAAACAAAAGGAUUUGUGCAAUUGCUCUUUUAUCUUGUACUUGCCUUGCAAUUGGGAAGCCUUGAUAAACAGGUGAGAUGUCUGAAAAGUUAAGUAGGUGCCGUAAGGAGCUAGCAGCAGCUAUUGAUCGAGCAAUGGAAGAUCUCUCCAUUCCUUUCCUUCCUUCCCAAGAUACCAGCAACAACCAGGACUCUGAUUUGCCAAUAGUGCAACUUUCUGCACCCCCUAAUGUAGAUAUCUUUAAUUCUAAGGGAGAGGUACUAUCUCCUACUGUGUAUUGCCCCCAGCCAUCUUCAGCAGUCUCUUCUCCUGAAAAAGAGAAUCCCCUCCUUAGGUCAAAUCUCUUUCCAGUGACGGUAACCUCGACUAUUACAUGUACCAAACGGGAACCAUUGAUGAGCAAGGAAAAUACAUGGUUGCACGCCCCAAUCUUUAUGGCUGAUAAACAGUAUUUUAUCAGCCUACAAGACAGUGAAAGAUGGAAGAAAGGACAAGUAAGCAAAACUGAUGAACGAUCCAUGAAGUCAGAAACAAACAUAAUUUCCUGUGAUGUUCCUCCAGAGAAUCCAAAGGAUCAUGAAGAUACGUGUGCUGAUGAAUCCUCAACUGUCCAUCUGGGUGAGAGGAACACUUUCAGAAAGGUCCUAGAGCAUAGCCCUGAAGAUGAAGCUAUCAUUGAAACCUUGUUGGAUAUGGAAGAGGAAUACAGAUUAAACAGCUCCACCUUGCACCAGCUUCACUAGGCAGGUGGUGUAAAGUGUGAGCUAUUUUUAAGAUUUGUUAGUAACAUUUUUAAACCAUGCAAGCAAUCCUGACCAGAUGCACAAUUAAAGUAAGCAACUUACAAUA